CAGCCCCUCUCACACCAACCAGUGCUUUGCAUUCAGUGUCAGCAAAACCCCUAAUGUGAUCAAGAUGGAAGAUGUCUUCGGACUCUCCACUGCUCCUGGGCUGUCUGCGUGCCUCUGGGCUGUUCUUCGGCUGGACGUCCGUCGCACAGGGAAGCUACCAACUCCAGCCACAACCCUGGAGUAAAGACAUCCAGUUUGUCGGAUGGACAUGGGUUACUUCUACCUCCGGGAGAUUUUACUCAGUGAAUGAAUGAGCCGGCGACCUUGGAGCAACAACUGGAUCCGACAACAAUUUGUGGCUCCGUCAGCAGAUGUUUUGUUCUUGACUUUGUGGCAACGUGAUUAUACCGUAGGAACGGCGUUGUCUCUCAUCACCAGAAGCAAAUAUGGAUCCUGCAGGUGUUGCUGGUUUUAUCGACGAGUCAAAGGAUGUUCAUGAUUGAUGCCCAGAAGACGGUUGCUCCCAUCCUGCACAGAAUCUAAGGAUCAAAAGGCAGAAGCAGCCCCAUGGACUAGCACUGGCUACCAAAAACAUGCCAGUCGCCAUCCGCAAGAGAAGUUGGGAGGAUCAUGUGACUCACCCCUCGGGAUUACAGUACAGCUACGACGAUCUGGAUCUGAUCUGUGCCCAUGGCCUUGACAACCAGGGACUUUGGAGGGUUUCAGGGGCCUCCAAACAGGGUCGCUGGACAAGGUGUGCCUCCCUUCCGGAAGGCUGCCACAAACUCUUUGAAGAUGAGCUCACUCAAGUUACAGAUCGCAAGCUGAAAGAAAAGAAGAUAGUUUGUGGCCCUGGUAAAUGUAUGCUUGUGCCUCACGUCGACCACAUGAAAACCGCAAACUGUCGUGACCCAGAAGGGUCGGGCAGCCUCUCACCGAGUGACAGAAGUCCUGCUCCUAUUUUUCCUGCAACUGACAACAGCGGCCACUGUGAAGAAACUGAAAUUGUCACAGGGAGCGAGGAUAAUGUCUUUAAAGAUCCACAUAUCUCUCGUGAUAAGCAACAAUGCAUCUCUAUAUCUUCAAACAAUGGGCCCGCACUAUUCCAGCCUGGCAAACUUCCAAAUCCUCACCAAACAAAGGAGAGUCACACAGAUAGUUACAGCAGACCUCCUGAAAUCUCGGAGGCCACACUGACGCCCUGCUCGGCUGCUCCACAACAACCUCAGCUUGACCUCCCAGAUGUUGAGGACACAAUUUCCAUGCCUGGCCGAGCUGGUACAAAGAAAACCUUGGAGAGUCUUCUUGUGAUGUCACUGGAUAACAAAGUUAUGACUGCAUUGGGAGAAGGAAAAUCUGACAACGGAACAAUUGAAACCUGGACCACAGAUUCAGCUGACACACUGGGCGGAUUAAGUAACCCGGGAACCCGAAAUGAAAAAUCAGGACCUGAGCAUGAAGCAAAGCAGGACUGUGUCGGAGCACUGGAUUGUUGUGAAAUGUCUUUGCAGACACUGUUGGAGCAGCGUGAUGCCCAAACAUUAGCACUCAAAAAAGCCCGAGGGGAAGAAAGUAGACCAGAAGAAAGCUGCGGAAAAUCAGCAGAUGUCACAUCAUCUGAUACUUGUGCCAAAGUUGAGUGUUGCUCAAUCAACGGUGAAGCGCCAUGUGAGGAGAGAGAAGACAUCACCAGUCAGCGUGGGAGGACAUCUGCAGCUCAGCCAAACAAGGACAUGGACACCAGCUGUGCUGCAAGCCACCACUUAGAAAAUACUUCUUCAUCCUUGGACACCAUCCCAGAGCUCAGCCAGGCCGAGGCCGGCGGACGCCAAGCGCUUGCUCCGAUCACUAAAACCAUUCCGUCCCACGAGGAGGAUGACCGUACCGUGACUGGACAACACCCCCGAAACCUGCCCUCGCUUCCAGCAGAGGUCAACAAUGAGCUCCCGCUGGAAGAACUGCAUGGCGUGGGUUGCCUCAGUGAGUCACCUGGCCCGCUUGGUCAGAGCCAACGCCAUGUACAAAUGGCCGCCGUGGCUAGAACGAAGCAGACGGACGGCGCCGUGCAGGAGGGCAAUCCCGGUGACGCAUGCCCUGCCAGUCCAGCCGGAGGUGGGAUGUGCGAGUCUGGAGCUCACAAGACUGAAGACCUGGUUAAAGUGCGCAUGAAGAAGCGUGACCUCGCUCACCUGGACUCCAUGGUGCUGCUCAUGAUGAAACUGGACCAGCUGGACCAGGAGAUUGACCACGCCCUCAGCCUCAACUCCUCUGUCCACAUAAGCUCCGCCCACCGUCCGCCGCCACAACCGGACCUUGACUUGAGAUCAGCGCACCUGCAAGGCCCUGCUGCCCCGCCUUUCGUUGCCAUGACGACCCUUGGAGCAAAACCAAAGACUGUGAACACUGUCAUCCCAGAAAGGACACAACCCGAGAUCGAGGCCAAAGAGGCCUGUACCUGGCUGCGGGCUGCAGGCUUCCCCCAGUAUGCCCAGCUUUACGAAGAUGCUCAGUUUCCCAUGGACAUCUCCUCAGUCACCAGGGACCACGACUUCCUGGAUCGUGAUGCCAUUGAGGCUCUCUGCAGGAGACUCAACACCCUCAACAAAUGCGCCCUAAUGAGACUGGAGAUAUCGCCGCAAAGAAAGAGGAGCGAAGACUCGGAUGAGGAUGAGCCCUGUGCCAUCAGUGGUCGCUGGACUUUUCAGAGAGACAGCAAGCGCUGGUCUCGUAUGGACGAGCUGGAGGUUUUCUCUACAUUGUACACCGAUGUGGCACAACCACCUCCGGCAAAAGACCAAGCAACCAAAAAGCUGACCCUGUGCGAGGGCAACAGUUCUGAAAGUGUGCUGACAGAUCUCAGCGAGCAGCCUGAAGUGGGCUCCAUUCAUAGCAGCGGUAGCGGAGGAAGAGUGGAGCACAAGAGCCAUGACGCAAACCUUCAUUUACUGAAUGAGCCCAUUCCCGUCGGAGCCACCCGUGCCAGCUCUAUAGCGAGCAUGUGCUCCUCGUCAGGCACUGGCGGGUCGGGGUGUGCCAAUGAGGACUCUCUGUCCGACGGGCUGCCUCCAUCACCUUUGGAUACGCUCGGACAGUUCACCUUUGAUGUGAAAAUGGGAGAACUCGGGGGAAGUCUCGACCGUGGCGGCGGGAGCGGUAAAAGCACACGGUCCAGAGCCAAGAGCUUCCUCAAGAGAAUGGAGAGUCUACGACUCCGCAGCGGCACCACCUCCAAGAGGAAGAAGAAAGGCAGCACCAGUGGAGGGAAGAUAGAGAUCAGCGGCCCUGUCAUCAAAGAAGGUCUGGAUGAUGACAAGCUGCGGCAGCUCAACUGUGUGGACAUACCGAGUAUCAACUUCAACCAGAACCUCAAUCACCAACACAAUCCAACUCAGACUAUGACUCUUAACAGGAAUCGCUCCGUCUCAUACUCCACUCAGACCAGCAACGGCAGCACUGGGAGCACUGGGAGCAGCCAGUCUGAAGCGAGCAGCGGCAGUGCGGUGAGUACGCCCAGCCCGGUGACGCGGGCUCGUAGCCACAGCACGGCGGCAGGCUCGGCCAAGAGAGCAGGCAUGUACUUGGAGGGCUUCGAUCCCUUCAGCGUCCUGCAGCAGGCAUCAGAUCGCCAGCCGACGCCGCCGCCCCCGAAAUCUGCCCCACCUAUCCCGUGUCAGGCAAGUACUGGGAUGAGCAUUGACGAGCAGAAUCGAAGGAACAACCACAGAGUUCAAGACAAUGGCGGACAAGCUCAGGACGAAGAGGAGGAUGGUAUGAUCGUCUUCUAUUUACCAGAAGGUCACAAACCGGGCACUUUCCCCAAAGCUCUGCAAGACGGGAGCUCAUCCAACAACAACGGGAACGACAACGGGAACUCUGUCAUCCUGAGGGGGCGGCAAAGUAGACGCCAGCACCGCGUCUCUUCCAGCUCCGUGGACAGCCGCCUUAGUUUUUAUGACAAUGUCCCAAACAUUGAGAGGGAAGGGGACGAAGAAAAGCUGGACCAAGUGCUCCAACACGUAAGCGGCCUGCAGCGCUUCGUCAACGCCUGGUCCGAGGCGGUGGGGGCCGACGAGGAAGAGGAUGAAGAGGAGGAGGAUGAGGAGGAAGGAGACUCCGAUUCAGCCUUGGACUCUGCCUCGCCUUGUCCUUCCUCCCCUCUGCAGAACCAUCUGGAGGAGGCCGAGAACGGAAGUGACCAAGACAGCACGGGGAACCCGCUGCGGGAGGGCGAGGAUGGGAUGAGGGAGCGCCGGGACUCCGGUGUGGGAGCGUCGCUAACAAGAACCAGCAGGCCACAGAAACUGCGCUGGUUGAGCUUCCAGAACUCCCAUCGGCCCAGCCUGGCCUCGGCCCAGCUGCAGAUCAGCUGCCAGUCUGUGCUGCAGAUGAACCUCCUCCAGAAACUCUCGCUGCUGCAGCUCACCGCCCUGCUGGAGCGACACACCCCCACCAACAAACAUGGCUUCAGCUGGGCCGUUCCAAAGUUUAUGAAGCGGAUGAAGGUGCGUGACUACAAAGACCGGAAUGUGUUCGGCGUCCCGCUGCAAGUCAUCGUUCAACGCACCGCUCAGCCCCUCCCCCAGGGCAUCCAGCAAGCUAUGCGUUACCUGAGGAACCAGUGCCUGGACCAGGUGGGUCUUUUCAGGAAGUCGGGAGUCAAGUCCCGUAUCCAGGCUCUGAGGCAGAUGAACGAGGCCAGCGGGGCCGACGGGGGCGGGGUCAGCUACGAGGGCCAAUCAGCCUACGACGUGGCAGACAUGCUCAAGCAGUACUUCCGAGACCUGCCAGAACCGCUGCUGACCAGCAAGUUGUCCGAGACCUUCCUGCAGAUCUAUCAGUACAUGCCCAAGGAGCUCCGCCUCCAGGCCGCCCGCGCCGCCGUGCUGCUGCUGCCCGACGAGAACCGCGAGGCCCUGCGGACGCUGCUGUGCCUGCUGAGCGACGUGACGGCCAGCGUGGCGGAGAACCAGAUGACGCCCACCAACCUGGCCGUGUGCCUGGCCCCCUCCCUCUUCCACCUCAACACCCUCAGGCGCAAGGAGAGCCCCUCGCCCAGGGUGAUGAACAGGAAGCCCACUCUGGGCAAGCCGGACCAGAGAGACCUGAACGAGAACCUGGCGGCGACUCAUGGCUUGGCGCACAUGAUCCAGGAGUGCAGGAAACUCUUCCGGGUGCCGGAGGAGAUGAGCCGCUGCAGGAACUCUUACGUGGAGCAGGCUCUGUUGCCGCCACGUCUGGAGGAAAUGUCCGGAGGUGACUACCGGGCUCACCUGCGCCUCGGUCUGGACUCACUCCUCAAGGAGGCCAAGGACAAGUUCAAAGGUUACGACAGCCUGUCCACCCUCGAGCAGGUCGAGCUGUCCUAUCGCAAGGUCCAGGAUGGCUUCCCACUCAGGCUGUGGAAGGCGAGCGUGGAGGUUCCCGCACAUCCGGAGGAGGUCCUGACCCGCCUGCUGAGGGAUCAGGCCAGCUGGGACGAGGACCUGCACGAGAGCCGCGUGGUGCAAGUCCUGGACCAGAAGACGGAGGUGUACCAGUACGUCAGGACCAGCAUGGCCCCGCAUCCCAUGAGGGACCACCUGGUGCUCAGAACCUGGACCACGGACUUGCCGAAGGGGGCGUGCGCGCUGGUGGCCACGUCGGUGGAUCACGCGGCGGCGCCCGUGGUGGGCGUGCGCGCCAACGUGCUGCUGUCACGCUACUUCAUCGAGCCCUGCGGCGCCAACAAGUCCCGCCUCACGCACUUCUCCAGGGUGGACUGCAGGGGUCGCUUCCCCGAGUGGUACAACAAGCUGCACGGACACGUGUGUGCGGCCCGAGUGGCGCACAUCCGAGACUCCUUCAGUGCGCCCGCCGACAAAUGAGACUUUGUUUUUGUUUUGUUUUUACGGUCAUUCCAUUGACAAACUUUGCCUCCUGGAUUUGAAGGACUUUGGACCCUGACAGCAUCUUCCUAGCUUGUGCGUGUCCUGUCAUGUCCUGUUUGGGAGGAGGACACGCGCCAGGAGAAGUUGUUGCUUCUGAGAAGCGAGAGGUUGCAGUGAGGACUCUUGGCUUCUCCUGGCUGCUUAGUGGUGACCACAGUUGGGUGAGGGCCCCGCAGGUUUGGUGAGGGCCCCGCAUGUUUGGUGAGGGCCCCGCAGGUUUGGUGAGGGGCCCCGCAGGUUAAGCGACGGCUGAAGAAAGACGGGAAUGUGUGUGCUUUGAAGGGGAACUGCGCUUUUUUUUUUUUGCCAAAACUCAGUCAUUGACAAUCCUAAUGUAAGACAAGAACAAAAGUGUAGUUUUAUGCAUUCUAUGUCGUAAAAUAUGGCAAGUCCGAGGUGGCUAAUGGGGGUACAUUAUUCCGCCCAUAAAAACCUCUAAAAAAAAACAUCCAACAAUACUUUAUUUAUACGUCCUGACCUGAAUAUGAACCAGUAGUGGCAAUUUUGUUAUUGUAUGCACUAACGUAGAGGAAUUACUUUUGAUCACACGGAGCUAACUAGCUUAUGCUGCUAUAUUGACAUAUUGAGCUGCUGCAUGGCCUCUGAGCUGGUGAAAGUCAAUAGUAGGCGAUAAAUCCUGCCUCUCACCUGGAUAGUAGAAGGUUGUGGACAAAAAGCCGCAAGUUGGUCAACUUUGACAUCCAACUUACAGCAAGUCAAACAUCUUUGUUUUAACCCUUCCUGAGGAUUACAAUAAUUCUUCAUCUAAACAGGAAAAUAUCAGUCGGCAUACCGGUGAGAGCAGACAUUGUACAGUGGGUAAUUGGUUUAUUAUGUUCAUAGUUUGGAUUUCUAGUUUAGCACUUAGCAAUGCUGCUACUUGCUGAAUCUGCUUGUCACUCAGCUUCUAAAACUUCUAGAUCGUCCUCCUUAUAUUCAGCCUCAAAAAAUAUAAGUUUCUGAUCAUCGUUUGUCUCACAGUAGUCUUUGUUGUCUCUCAUCAAGUCUGUCAUGUUUAGUAGUCUUGUUGUUGUUGUUGUUGAAGGAAUUGGCGAACGUUGUGAUGCAUCUGUGAAUUUAAUACACCACUGUAUGCUUAAAAUGACCAAAAUGUGUAAAUAUUACAUGUUAUUAUGAAUGUUACUACAUGACAUAUAUACUUACUUCAUGUAUAUAUUACAUGUUAUUAUGAAUGUUACUAGAUACUACAUAUAUACUAACAUCAUGUAUAUAUUACAUCUUAUUAUAAAUGUUACUCCAUUAUGUAUAUACUUGAAGUGUGUGUAUAUAAAACAAUAAUGGAGAUUUUUGGAUGUUUUUAGAGCAACUUAUAGAUCGACGUCCAUUACCUCCAUCGUUAGCUGACUUUUGCUUGCAUUUAUUUAUGACUUAGAAUGCAUAAAAAAACAGAUUGUGAAUGAAAUAAACAUGUUCACGUAUUUAAUGGCAAAGGGAACAUUUUCCGGGGGUUGUGAAAAAUGUUUUUCCCUCUGAGGAUAAAAAAUAGAAUAUCUUGAGAGGGCAAAAAAAAAGAAUUGUUUUUUCUCGGGGGGGGGGGG
Molecule: messenger RNA, 7426 nt
Organism: Nerophis ophidion (straightnose pipefish)
Lineage: Eukaryota; Metazoa; Chordata; Actinopteri; Syngnathiformes; Syngnathidae
Gene: dlc1
Product: DLC1 Rho GTPase activating protein
Exons: 18
Coding region: 534-5804 (1756 amino acids)
Biological process (GO): signal transduction; regulation of Rho protein signal transduction; actin cytoskeleton organization
Cellular component (GO): focal adhesion; membrane raft
Molecular function (GO): GTPase activator activity; lipid binding; protein binding
Source: RefSeq, a predicted model, not a curated record